Molecule: messenger RNA, 1157 nt
Organism: Zophobas morio
Lineage: Eukaryota; Metazoa; Arthropoda; Insecta; Coleoptera; Tenebrionidae
Gene: mRpL45
Product: mitochondrial ribosomal protein L45
Exons: 3
Coding region: 113-1093 (326 amino acids)
Cellular component (GO): mitochondrion
Source: RefSeq, a predicted model, not a curated record
AUCCGUAUAGAUGGUUGCCUAAUAAUGUUUUUAGGUUAAAAGUGUACAUUCAAAUUAAACCUUUGAAAUAAACUAUACUGCUUUUUAAACAUUAACAAAUGCAAAGCAAAUUAUGGCUUUAAGAAUUGCAAAUCUAUUAGGACCUCGUUUAUUAAAUGAGCCCCUUGUUGCUCUAACCGUGUCCCGCUCCCACGACCAAUUUGUGCGUCACAGACAUACAAAACACUGGAAUCCCAAAUGGAAAACUCUUCGUCGCCAAAAAGUCAUGAGAGUAAAACUACCAAAUUUCCAAGAAAAACCAGAAGAUCUCUCUGAAGAAGAGAUACGUUCACGAUUAAAAGAACAGGGAAUUUUACCGCCACGUCCUUGGAACGAAAAACCGUUUUUCCUCAGUUGCACAGGUGGAAUUUUUGAAGCGUAUGUUCCACCAGAAGGUGACGGCAAAAUUUCGCCUAUCCAGGUUCAAGGUGCCAAGCAAAAGCUUCAGUACCUGGAGAAGAAGUCAAGAACAAUGAUGGCGAUUCGUAAAAUAAAGUCGUUUGAAGAGGAAUUUGACACCGCUACGUUUUGUAAAGAAGCUGAAGAUAUUUACGUUAAAAUGCACGACCUUAUGGCUAAGAGAGAUCUCGAAAACAUGACUGAUUAUGUCACAGAACGUGCGUAUCCUGAGGUUAUUCAUAAUAUUGAAAAUAAGACGAUUCAUUGGAAGUUGAUCAAGAAUAUUGAGUUACCUAGAGUUGUACAUGCAAGGUGUACAGACGUAAUUACUAAAGAAAAUAUUUUUGGACAAACAACUGUGAGAUUUCACACACAACAGAUGUUGGCAGUGUAUGAUCGUUUUGGACGAUUAAUGCAUGGUAGUGAAAUCAUAGCAAAGGAUGUCUUAGAGUAUGUUGUUUUUGAAAGACAUUUGGCCAAUUUGUAUGGUAAAUGGAGAGUUCAUGGGAAAAUAAUCCCGGAUUGGCUGCCCCCAAAAGAACCAUCCCUCAUUACAUAUUUAAAACCCGCUGAAGAAACAAGUACCACAGAAACAGCAGUUACUAAAACUUCUCCAGACACGGAACAGGAAAUUCCGAAAGAAAGUAACACUUAAAAAACAUACAAAAAAAUAUAUUUUAAAUAUUAAAUUAGAUCAUAAUAUACAAAAUUCCAAUAAA